Molecule: messenger RNA, 4248 nt
Organism: Chenopodium quinoa (quinoa)
Lineage: Eukaryota; Viridiplantae; Streptophyta; Magnoliopsida; Caryophyllales; Amaranthaceae
Exons: 10
Coding region: 1-4248 (1415 amino acids)
Molecular function (GO): helicase activity
Source: RefSeq, a predicted model, not a curated record
AUGAAGAAGAUAAAAUAUGUAGAUGAUGCUGGUUUUACCUUUAUUGAUCAUCUAAUCUCAUGGUCAGUUAAUGAUAUACUUGAUGAUAACUUUUUCAAUGACAAGGUCAGGAAGAUCCCUUGUCUGUUUCGAUCGACAACCGAGUAUUUCGAUGCAUUUGUGUAUCCUUUGUUAGAGGAGGCACGAGCCGAAUUGUGCUCAAAUUUGUCUAUGUUAUCUAGAGCGCCUUUUGGUAGAGUAGUUUCGUGUUGUAAAGCUACCAAAGAUACUAAAUUACACUUUUUGUACAAUGUUAAGGUUCAUCAUUGGAGGGUUAAUUCUGCUGGUGGAGAUAGCAAAACUUAUAAUGUUUUGCCAGGAGAUGUGUUUGUAUUGAUGGAUUCUGAAUUUGAUGCUGAGGAACCUGUUCUACAGUCGGGGCGAAAAUGUGUUCUAGCAUCUGUAGUUAAUAUGUCUCAGGAUGAUGCAGAUGAGGACACUUCUGCUACUUGUAUCAGAGUGAUUGUGUCUAAAGAGAUUGACAUGAAUGAUUUUGUAAAUAAAUAUUUACUUAUUGUAUUUUUGACUAAUGUGAUUCCAUUUGAACGCAUAUGGAAUGCUUUGCACAUGAAGGAGAACUUGAAGUUACUCGAGAAGGUCUUGCACUGUGAUUCCUUGGAUCAUCCUAGAAAGAAAGGUUUAUGCACAUUAGUCGACUUGGAGAAUGAUUGGACUGACAAAGGAACUGAUGGCAAUGGCUGUUCAGAAACUGAUCAUUUCUGGCUCAACAAACUUGGUUCGGGUUUACCACGUCUAAACCCAUCUCAGAAGGAUGCAAUUUCGGCUUCUUUGAAAAAUAUACAGUGUAAGGACAAGUUUUCUGUUGAACUUGUAUGGGGUCCUCCUGGGACUGGUAAAUCUAAGAUGAUCAGCACAUUGCUAUGCAUUCUGCUAAGGCUUAACUGUAGAGGCCUGGCUUGUGCCACAACAAAUGUGGCAAUUACUGCAUUAGCUAGUCAGGUUGUAGAGCUGUUGAGAGCGUGUUCUGCAAGGAAUUCAGACAAUAGGUUUUGCUCAUUGGGCAGCUUACUUUUGUUUGGGAGCAAGAAGCAGGUAGAUGUAGGUUCAGAUAUUGAAGAUAUUUAUUUGGACUACCGUGUUAAGAAGCUAGCAGAGGUUUUUAGCCCCAUUAGUGGCUGGCGCUGUUCUUUCUCGUUGUUGUUGAAUGAAUUCCAGGAUUUUUCUUCACAGGAUCAUUUUCUCACUGGACAACAUGGUCAGAAUAGGUGCCUUGGCAAUUCAGAGCAACUUCUAUCCUUUCUUAAUUCUAUUAGAGAUCAGUUCAAUGAACUAAUUGGUCCUGUCAAGAGAUGCAUCUCAAUCUUUUGUACCCAUAUGGCAAAAAGUUUCAUUCAGGAACACAAUAUUGAGAACUUGACUAAGCUUUAUGAUUUGCUUGAUUCUUUUGAAAGUUUGCUGUUGCAAUAUAUUGGUCAACUCAGUGGGUUGGCUCCUUGUAGUGGAGUCUUUCAGAAGUCUAUUGUGUAUAUACUAGGUCUUCUCGAAAAGAAGGGAGAUGAAUGCUUUGAUCUUUUACAAAAUCUAAUUGUUUCUUUGGGCAAACUUAAGUUUCCCCAAGUGACAAAUUAUGAUUUCAUCUCGGAUUUCUGUUUCCAAAUGUCAUCCUUGUUAUUCUGUACGGCUUCAAGUUCCUAUAAAUUGUAUUAUGCGCCUAUAAAAUCACUCGAUGUUGUGGUUAUUGAUGAAGCUGCGCAGUUGAAGGAGUGUGAGUCCAUUAUACCACUCCAACUUCCCGAUCUAAGGCAUGCUAUUCUUGCAGGAGAUGAGUACCAGCUACAGGCCAUGGUGAAAAGUCAUAUUUCAGCGAGUGUUGAUUUUGGCCGAAGUUUAUUUCAGAGAUUAGGUUUGUUAGGCUGGUCAAAACACCUACUAAACAUGCAGUACAGAAUGCACCCUUCAAUAAGUGCAUUUCCAAGGAGGAUGUUUUACAGCAACAAAAUUACUGAUGCACCUAGUGUGAAGAGUGACGGCUAUGAGAAACGUUACCUUGAAGGAUUAUUCUUUGGUCCUUAUUCAUUUAUAAAUAUUACAGAGGGAAAAGAAGAAUUUGAUGAUAAUGGACAAAGCAGAAAAAAUAUGGUUGAGGCAGCAGUUGUCCGGGCUAUAGUACUUCGUCUUUACAAAGGAUGGUGCAAAUCACCCUGCAAUAAAAAAGUUAGCAUUGGUGUAAUAUCGCCUUAUUCUGCACAGGUUAAGGCAAUUGAAAGAAUGAUUGGUCAGAGAUUUUCGAAUCUGGAAAAUUUUACAGUGAACAUCAAAUCAAUUGAUGCGUUCCAAGGUGCAGAGGAAGACAUAAUACUGCUAUCUUUGGUCAGAUCUAACAACUUUGGCGAAAUUGGUUUCUUAUCUAAUCCUCAACGACUUAAUGUUGCAUUAACAAGGGCAAGACAUUGCCUAUGGGUGCUUGGAAAUGGGAAGACUUUAGCCAAAGCCAACCUUAUUUGGAGGGAUUUUAUCACCGAUGCUAAAGAGCGGAAAUGUUUUUUCAAUGCUAAUGAAGAUGAAAAAAUAUCAGAAACAAUCAUUUAUGUUAAGAAGGAACUAGAUCAGCUGGAUGAUUUGCUCAGCGGAAAUAGUGUGCUUUUUCGUAAUGCAAGGUGGAAGGUUCUCUUUGCUAGUAAUUUCAUCAAAUCAUUUUCAAAGCUGCAAUCAAGCCAAACAAAGAUGCAUGUGUUUAAUCUUAUAGGCAAACUUUCAAAUGGAUGGCGACCAAGGAAAAUCAAAGUCGAUCCUCCUUGUGAGAGCUCUGUUCGAAUUGUCAAGCAAUUCAAAGUUCAAGGCCUCUAUGUCAUAUGCUCAAAUGACAUUGUUAAAGAAUCAGAAUAUUUCCAAGUUAUGAGGGUUUGGGAUAUUUUGCCAUUGGAAGCAGUGGCCGAAUUGGUUAAGAGAAUUGACAAACACUAUGGUUUAUUCACUGAAGAGUUUGUCAGAUGCUGCAAGAAAAAAUGUAUUGAAGGUACGCUGGAAGUUCCCGUAUGCUGGAGCAGCAACUCUAAUAUUGUUCGGUACAAGAGUUGCAGUGAUGCUGAGAGAACAAGUAUAUCAGAUGACGAUGAUGUAGCACCAAGAUGUAUUGACAAGGCAGAAGUCGAGGAGAGCUUGUUGCUAGUAAAAUUUUACUCUUUAUCUGUCGGUGUAGUGAAACACUUGAUUUCUGUUUCUGAUGGUAGGGCAUUAGAGCUUCCCAUGGAAGUGACAGACAACGAGUGGGAAAUAAUUCAUUACCCAAGAAGCUCUUUUGUGUUAGGAAGGUCUGGCACUGGAAAGACCUUGGUGUUAGUCACGAAACUAUUUCAGAAAGAACAACUAUAUCACAUGGCUUUGGGUGGUUCUGAUGAGGUACAUGGCGAUGCUUCCUUGUGUGAUGACCCAUCAAUUAAGCUUGAGGGUAGAAGCGCUAUUCUGCGACAACUGUUUGUAACAGUUAAUCCGAACUUGUGCCAUACAGUAAAACAACACAUCUCCAAUCUUCAAAGCACUGUUCGUGGAGAAAUCUUGAAUAAGGAAACCUGCAUCCAAGUUUAUGAUGAGACGCAACUAUUUGAAGAUAUUCCUCACUCUUUCUGGGAGAUCCCUGCUGAGUCAUAUCCUCUUGUGAUAUCUCUCAAGAAGUUCCUGCUCAUGCUGGAUGGUACAAUAGGUACCUCAUAUUUCCAUAGAUUUGUGAAAACUAGACAAACUUGUAGCUUAAAAUCAGUUGAGCUGCAAAUGAUGGAAAGGAAAGAAGUAAGCUUUGAUAAGUUUAGUGUCUCAUACUGGCCUCACUUCAAUUCGACUCUUACAAAGGAUCUUGAUCCUUCAAGAGUUUUCACUGAAAUACUCUCUUGUAUAAAAGGUGGAAUAAAAGUUGAACAGGGUAGACUCACUUUAGACAGUUAUAUUCAAUUGUCUGACUGCAAAAAGUCAAGCUUAAGUAGGAACGAGAGGGAGGCCAUAUAUGGUAUAUUCUUGUGCUAUGAGAAGAUGAAGCUUACAAGAGGUGAGUAUGAUUUGUCUGAUGUAGUGAAUGAUCUUCAUCAUCGGUUCAGCCAUCAAAGGUAUGAAGGUGAUGCCUUGGAUUUUGUGUAUAUAGAUGAAGUUCAAGAUUGGACUGUGCGGCAACUUUCUCUUUUAAAAUAUGUUUGCAAGAAUGUCAAAGAAGGUUAUGUGUUUGCUGGUGAUACAGCUCAAACAAUUGCCCAAGUGUAG